Molecule: messenger RNA, 3640 nt
Organism: Mugil cephalus (flathead mullet)
Lineage: Eukaryota; Metazoa; Chordata; Actinopteri; Mugiliformes; Mugilidae
Gene: gramd2aa
Product: GRAM domain containing 2Aa
Exons: 13
Coding region: 658-1608 (316 amino acids)
Biological process (GO): regulation of store-operated calcium entry
Cellular component (GO): organelle membrane contact site; endoplasmic reticulum membrane; extrinsic component of cytoplasmic side of plasma membrane
Molecular function (GO): phosphatidylinositol-4,5-bisphosphate binding
Source: RefSeq, a predicted model, not a curated record
AUUUCCUCACAUUAUUGCUAAUUAUAAUGACAUCAGUUUGUAAAGUCUUUGUUUUAGCUUUUUUUUUUUUUACAUAAACCAUGAUGUGAUUGACUGAGAAUCUUCACAGGCAUCAGUAUAAAUACAUUAAAAUAUUUAAAAUAUGGCUAUAAAUUCUCUGUGGAGCUCAUUAACUAUGGCGUCACCUCUUCAUUUAUUUAUUUUUUUAUUUUUUUAUUUCGUAUUCCUGUAUAAUAAUGAGCAGUCUUUUUGUUGUUCUGGGCGUCUGCAGGGGAGAAAAUAGCCACAGUUUAAUCCCCUGGCUCUUGUAAACAGCCCACACUUGACUAAUAGGUAAGCUCAACCCACCUCUCCACACUCAGACUGACUUCAGAGGACGCUGCUGCAGCUCAGCGCGACUCUCUGGCGUUAGCUUUAACAACCACAGAAGGUUUUUUUUUUUUUUUUUUUUUUGUUUCAUGGAUAAAGAACUAAAAAUGAACUGACCGAGAAAUGAAGCACACGCCAGUGGAGUUUAGAGGCGCUACAAGGGGACAAGUCAGCGGGAAAAGUCGUGGCAGCGUCUGAGCUACAGGGCCAGGAGCAUGACUGAGCAGCAGGAGCAGAGUGAAGAAACAGGCCUGCUCCCAACGCAGGACCUGGACCCCUCCAAGGACGAUGACACACACGGACACUUCAGGAGUUCAUUUCGGUGUCUGCCUUAGCAACAGAUAUGAGUAUCAGGCUGUGACAUCUGCUGCUCCGUUCCAACUAUCCCUCCCGAGGUUUCAGCUGAUCGAAGACCUGUCAUAUGAAGAUGUGAAGAAAUGCUACAGGGGCUCGACUGUCAGCAAGUACAACUCGCAGUACCACAAACUGUUCCAGUGUGUGCCCAAGGAUGAGAUCCUCAUGAAAGUGUACUCCUGUGCUCUUCUCAGAGAUAUCCUUCUACAAGGCCGACUCUACAUUUCCAGGAACUGGUUGUGUUUCUAUGCCAAUCUUUUCGGCAAGGACAUCAAGGUGGCGAUCCCUGUCGUUUCUGUGAGGCUGGUGAAGAAGCACAAAACAGCAGGCCUCGUACCCAAUGGCUUGGCUAUCACCACAGACACCGGCCAGAAGUAUGUAUUUGUGUCUCUGCUGUCAAGAGACAGCGUAUAUGACGUCCUGCGCAGGAUCUGCACGCACCUACAGGUCAACGGGAAGAGCCUGAGCUUGAAGCAGUUCAUGGAGGAGCCGACCUUAUCGCUGGACGAGUUCCCGACUCCAGACGAGUUCCCGGUGGUCGACGAAUUCCCGUCAGUGUUAAAGUGGAGAAGGAAACCCUCGGUGGUGUCGGUGUCGUCAUCCCUCCCUGACCUCCUGGGGAACUCCACCAGCAGCCUGAGCGCCGCAGACACACCCUUCAAAUCAGAGCAGCCGCUCGAAGAGCGAGCUCUGCAGACAGACAGGGGUCUUUUAUCAGAGCCAGUGGCAGAGCUGGGCCAGAUGGAGUACCAGCUGCUCAAGUUCUUCACCCUGCUUAUCAUUCUCCUCAUCCUGUCGUCGUGCUACUUGGCCUUUCGUGUGUGCAGUCUGGAGCAGCAGCUGUCUUUCCUCAGUAACCCAAAUCUGCCUCUGAGAGAGAGGUAACCACUGUUCUCCCCUGCAACCCGUCCAUCUGGCUGCUGUGUUUUUUCUCUCCUCAUGCUUGGAGGUGAUGGAGCCCUCCUGAUCCAGGACCAGUUCAGACCAGAAGGGAUCUACCCCAGCUGCAUCGACCCGAAGGUGCAACAUCAACCCGACUCCAGGCACCUUAAGGACUUUUUUCCCGCAGCAGGAACGAGCUCCUGUUCAGUGAUCACUUCCAGACUAUGCAAACAGACUAUUUAUUCCUGAUUAGAAAAGUAGCUUUUACUUUAGACUAUGAUUGUCCCUCUCGCGCACACACCUUUAACCGUAUCUGAAGUAGUGAGCAGAGUAACCCUGCAAGUUUGUGGCACUGAUGACAAUUAUGAUAGAAGCGAUGGUGGAGCUUGGAGAUGUAAGACAUAAUGCAAAUACAUGAAGUACUUGAAAAGACUCACGGUAAAGACGUUUCAGCUCUAGGAAGCAUGAAUCAUUUUCAAUAUGUUCUGACUGAAGUUGACUGAACCAAAUUUUUUAUUUCUCUGGUGAGAUUUUGCCACAGCCGCCUGUAGGAUGGCUACCAUUAGCCACGACAAUGCACUUUUUUUAACACAAGCCCACACUAUCGCAAACAUAUAUAUAUAUGUUUAGAUCUGUUUUCUUUUGUCUUUCUGCUUGAUAAUAGGUACUCAGUUGUCUUUUAUUGGAGGUAUUUAUAGAAGAAUGAUGAUGUGAGCACAGACUCUUGGCUGAAUGAAGUUGCCUGUCAUUUAAUUGCGAUAUUAAAUGGCAGGUUGACACCGCCUGUGGGUGUCAACUAUAAUGUGAAUGAGACGGUUUUAUUGCGUCACCCAGGGUGUGUUUCUGUUUUAUACAUUUCGAAUGAAAGACUUAAAGGACACUGAAGCUUGUUCGAGUGUUCAAGUAUUUUAAGUAUUUUAAUUUGAAUAAUUUUGACUUUACAGACAUGGUUGAUUUGUAGCCCUGAAGUUCUAGUUUGUGAGAUCACCAUGAAUAAAACUGGCAACAGAUUAAAAAUGAAAUGAAACAAAUGUUUGAUGCUUUUAUUUUUGAUUUAAUUUGGGUGGCAAGACUUUACUUACAGGUGUUCCAUUCGACCACUAAAAGUCUCCGCUCUAACGGCUCCACAAUUUCUAGUACCUCUACAGCUAAAUUAUAAAACUGGAGCACCGUGUUGGCAGUGGUGCUUAGUGCUUAAUAAAUUACAUCUGGUGCUCUGGCCGUGCAGCACUGGCUUCGGUUUUCUUUCCAAAGGCUCAGCUUAAAUUGAAUAGCUUGUCACAGUUUUCAUGGGUUGAAAACGUGUGUUUUCUAAAAUGCUCGGGAGUAUUUUUUAUUUUUUUUGCUUCCUUCAUAGAAAACAUGUGAGCCUUAAAAUGAUGAUGAAGGGAGCUGGAACUACGAGCUUGUCCAGUGACGGCGAUGGUAAUCAGCUUUAUUUCCUAAUGUGCUGUAAAUGUGUGACAUGAAGUCUUUCUGGUCGUUUGACCCCGAGGUUGAACCGCGUCUCGGAGAGGCAGAAAGAACCGUUCUGACAGUUUAUUAAACAAAGAUUACGGGUCUAAUUUUCUGGAUCGGAACGCUUUCCUGAUGAGUCCAAGAGACCAUCUGCAGUCCAGAUUAUCUUGAGGGUAGGCUGAGUCGGUUCACGCGGUUUCCACUCUACAGCACAGGCGAAAUAGAGAAAGGAAGAGUUGGAAAUGUUCCCUAGCAUAAUUUCUUUUCUUUCUCUGUGUACUUAAAAACGAGUUUGCAUUGCCCUACACUGACAGUACACUUUAAUCUGCCUUUUCCAGCUUUUCAUCAACACAUCAUCUGGUGGAUUGUGCGUCAUGUUUUGUGCAUUUCUGACGUGUUUAGAGUCUUUUGAACCUUGAUCAAUGCUAAGAUUUGAAAUAAAAGUAUGUAAGUUUGGAUGCAUGAGUUUGCACUGGAAAGAAUGAAUGCAUCACUUUGUUUUUAGUAGGGCGUCCCACCCUGUAACACAAGGCAAAGAAUGAAUAAAAUAAAACCCUAGAGUCUACUAAUAAAUGCA